UGAUAAGAUUAUGGAGGCACUUAAAAAUGAUGGCAUCCAUAUGGUUAUAUUGUAUGGGAUGGGCGGUGUGGGUAAAACAACUUUAGCAAAAGCAGUGAGUAAAAAGGUCAAAGAAGAGGGCAUCUUUAAGCAUGUUAUGAUGGUUACUGUAUCCCAAACUCCAAACUUCAUAAAUAUUCAAGGUAAGUUGGCUGAACUCCUAAAUUUGACAUUUACGGAGAAAACUGAAGAGGGAAGAGCUCAGAGGCUGUCUUCAAGAUUGUCAGAGUCUAAUAAUAACCUUAUAAUCCUGGAUGAUAUUUGGGAAGAAUUCAAUUUCAAGGAAAAAAUAGGUGUUCCAGUGAGCAAAGGUUGCAAAAUUCUUCUGACAACCCGCUGCAGAAACGUAUGCACUUAUAGGGAGUAUCAAUCGUUAAUUCUUCUAGAUGUUUUAGAGGAAGAUGAAGGAGUGACUUUACUCAAAAGGCAAGCAGGUAUAGAUGAUGACUUUAUCGGCUUGAAUACUUUGGCUACUGAAAUUACUAAAGAAUGUGAUGGUUUGCCUUUAGCACUUGUAACCAUUGGAAGUCACUUGAGAGGAAAGAAAGAUAUCGAAAUAUGGGAAUCUGUGUGUGAAAAACUAAAAAAGUCAAAACUGGAGGAUUUAUGUCUUGUUAAUAGUACAGAGAGAGGUGUCUACGCCAGUCUUAAGUUGAGUUAUGAUUAUUUGAGGAGAGAUGAAAUUCGAUUGUGUUUUUUGAUGUGUUCAUUAUUUCCUGAGGAUUUUGAAAUUCCUUUGGAGGAUUUGGUUAGAAUAGGAGUGGGGUUAGAUUUAUAUGAAGGCGUUUCAUCCAUUGAAGAAGCAAGAGGGGACCUACGUUUAAUUGUUGAAGCCCUGAAGGCUUUGGGUUUGCUAUUAAAUGCACAUAAAAAAGAAUUUGUGAGAAUGCAUGAUAUAGUUCGUGAUGUUUGUCUGUGGAUCACAUCAAAGGGGGAGAAUAUAUUCAUGAGCAAGAUUCGCAUGGAUUUGACGCAGUUGAAAAUGGAAAGAGGCUGGAAACAAUAUACAGCAAUCUCCUUGUUGGAAAACAAACUAAAAGAGCUCCCUGUUAGACUGGUAUGUCCUAAGCUUAAAAUAUUGCUAUUGGGUGGUGAAAAUCAAUGGUCAAAGUUGAAAGUUUCAGAUGAAUGUUUCGAAGAGAUGAAAGCACUAGAAGUUGUAAGUUUAAGAGAUGUAGACCUUUCACUGAAAUCACUUCAAUUCUUGACAAAUCUCAAGACUCUUGAGUUGUUUGGUUGUAAUUUGAGAGACAUUUGUUUCCUUGCCAAGCUGAACAAACUUGAGAUUCUUAGCUUUAGAGGUUCUUGUUUUGACGAAUUACCAAUAGAAUUGAGUGAACUUAAGGAACUAAGAAUGUUGGAUUUACGUGACUGUUAUAAGCUAGAAAGAAUUCCUUCCAAUUUGAUACAAAGCUUUUCUCAACUAGAAGAAUUAUACAUGGAAGACAUCUUUGAAGAAUCGGAGGUUGAAGAGAAGAGUAUAGAAACAGGCAAUGCUAGGCUUUCAGAGGUAAAUUAUCUACCUUGCUUGGCUGUUCUGUAUUUGAAAAUAAAUUCAAAAUGCCUUGCAAAAGACUUUGCUUUCUCCGAACUUUCAAGUUAUGAAAUUUUUGUGAACCAAAGGCUUACUAGUGGUCUCUCUGUUGGAUAUCCAGAAGAAUCAUCAAAAGCUUUAAGAAUUGCUCAUAUUGAUGCAACCUUGAUGACUGCAUUAUUUAAAGCACUAUAUCAUAGUGUAGAAUAUCUUAGUUUGGAAAGAGUAACAGGUCAAAAUAUCCUCCCAAGCAUUGACCAAAAUGGAUUGAAGAAGUUGAAUACUCUUGUGGUUAGAGAUUGUUCAGACUUGAAAUGCAUGAUAGAUGCAUCGCAAGUGGGGGAAGAAAAUCCAAAGUUGCAUCCAAGUUUAGCAAAGUUAGAGUUGCAAUGGUUACCAGAAUUGCAGUGUAUAUGGAAGGGGCCCAUGCCCAUGCCCAUGCCCAUGCAUGUUGUAAACUUCCAAAGUCUUAUGGAUGUUUAUGUGAGAGGGUGCAAAAGCUUGGCUUAUCUUUUCACUUUAUCAAUUGCUCGGAGUUUGGGGCAGUUGAAAUCACUCCGUGUAGAAUAUUGUGAGAGUUUGGAGAUCCUGAUCAAGAUAGAAGAGGAUGAUAAUGGCAGGGGAGAGAAAAUGUUGUCAAAAUUAGAAGAUCUCCAAAUUGAAAGAUGCAAGAGAUUGGAAUACGUUUUUCCGGUGUUUGUUGCAGCAGGUCUUAUACAACUUAAAAAUCUUGAAAUAAAAGAUGCAACAGAGUUGAAGCAAGUAUUUCAUGGAAAAGAAGAAAAUGAAGUUGCAGAGGAAGGCAAGGACAUCAAGUUGCCUAAUUUAAAAAAGCUAAGGCUCUACAAACUUGAAAAGCUUACCAGAUUCUUUCCCAAAAAUAAUCAUUCAACUCUGCCAGCUUUGGAGAAAUUGUGUGUUCUAGGCGUGGGCAAUUAUAAUCAGUCGGCUGAAAAAGUUCUCUCUCGAUCAAGACGUGGAGCAACAAAAAAUUUGGAAGAAUUACAAAUUGAGAAUUGUGGAGUAAAAGUUGUAUUUCAGUUGGAAGAUCUAAUUAUUGAAAGACAACAACAUGAAUUAUCACUUCCAAGAUUAAAUCAUCAAGAAGAACUAGAAGGUUUAUGUAAAGGUCCUGCUCAUGUUCUAAGGUUGGAGAAUUUAACCACUUUAUCAAUAGGUGAAUGCAAAAAGUUGAAACAUAUCUUCGCAGUUACUCUUGCUCAGAAGUUGGGUCAAUUGGAAUCACUUUCAGUAUGGGAUUGUGAGAAUUUGGAACAAGUAUUUUAUUUGGAUCAUGAAAGAGAAGAAUAUGUAGGUGGAGGAGAUCAUAAGAGCAUCGUGCUUCCAAAAUUGAAGUAUUUAUAUCUAGAAGGACUUGCAAAGCUAGUAAGUUUUUUUCCAGAAAAAUAUGAGGAAUGUUGUCCAGCUUUGGUAGAGUUCAUGGUAGAAGACUGUUCCAAAUUAACUACAACUUUCAUUGGUGAAGAGUCUCAGAAUCUACAGGUUGUAGAGAUGAGUAAUUGCAGUAGUCAAUUGUGCGAUGGAAUUCUCUCUGGGUUGAGAUGUGGCUUCUUCAAAAAAAUUAAAGAAUUAAGCAUGGAAGACUGCGGAGUACUAGAACAUGAAUUAUCAUUCUCAAAUUUGAAGAAUUUGACCUCUUUAACAAUAGCUCACUUCAACAAGCUCAAACAUAUCUUCUCACCAACCGUUGCUCGAAAUCAUAUGUUGCAAUUGAAAGUUCUGCGCAUCAAAGAAUGUGUGGAAUUGGAGCAAAUCAUUGAUGUUAAGGAUGGUGAAGAAGUUGGAGCAAAUCUUCUCCAAACUCUAUCAUACAUUGAAGUGGAAAAGUGCCAUAAAUUAAAAAAUCUGUUUCCUAUCCCCAUAGCUCGGGGUUUUCAACAACUGGAAUUCCUAUCUGUGAGGGACAACUCUGAAUUAGAAGAAAUAUUUGGAGAUAAUGAUGUGAUUGAUGAGAAAGAAAUCCAGUUGCCUCGACUUCAGCAUAUAAUCCUAAAAGAUUUACCAAGACUCACCAAUUUUUGCCAUGUGGAUUAUCACUUCAUAUUUCCAACACCACGACUUCUACUUCGUCAGUUGGUAGUCGAAAGAUGUCCAAAGAUAAGUACAAGAUUUUCGUGGGAUGAAGAAAAUAAAAGUGUGCAUGCGGAAGCAAAGGCACCCAAAAUAGAUAGUGUCGAAGAUGACAGUCAUGAAGAGACUUCUAAAGAUCUCUUUUGCAGUCAUAAUUUAGAAAAAUUACCUCGGUACAUAAAAAAUGAAGAGCUUUAUUCCAAUUCUCAUCCAACAGAAUGAAGAAAAGAACAGUGAAUAUUAGAAACAUGCUCAUCAGCUCUAAUCAGUUGGCUCCACCGAAUCCAAUGAAUAUUAGUCUGUUUGAAGGGAAGCAGAAGAAAAUUCAAUUCACUGUCUUCAAUUUGAUGAAUUUUCUAAACUGCACUUGUUAUAUAUAUUUGUUCUGUUUUAAGUCCAAUA
Pistacia vera is the source of this 4066-nucleotide messenger RNA. Its product is annotated as disease resistance protein At4g27190-like. Gene Ontology annotation, molecular function: protein binding; ADP binding. The transcript is spliced from 5 exons. The coding region runs from base 11 to 3886 and encodes 1291 amino acids. The record is from RefSeq and is a predicted model, not a curated record. NCBI's taxonomy places the organism in Eukaryota, Viridiplantae, Streptophyta, Magnoliopsida, Sapindales, Anacardiaceae.